Messenger RNA from Metarhizium acridum CQMa 102, 4413 nucleotides. RefSeq lists its product as uncharacterized. NCBI's taxonomy places the organism in Eukaryota, Fungi, Ascomycota, Sordariomycetes, Hypocreales, Clavicipitaceae. The record is from RefSeq and is a predicted model, not a curated record.
AUGACUCCACCACCUGAAUACCACAAUGGACAACUGGCUCCCACAAACAACACAAAAGCAGUGGAAGAGUGGGAAGAGUGGGAAGAUGACGAUGUCAUCACUCCAAUAGACGCAGGAGAACAGGUUCAAAUCUGCCUGCCUGCCAACGCACCGCCACCGCCAUCAAACAGGAAUACAAAAUCUGCGAAUCUGAGGGCGUCCAGGCUAGCAACGCCCAAAGUGCGAAGAAUUAGAUCACGCCAAAGGCAAAAGGCUCAAAAUGCCAAAGCUGGAAUCCACCUCAUCACUGACAUGUCGGUUUUCCGCCGCAAUAAUCAUGCCACGAACAACAUGCGCAGUCCGCCAGGCCGAAAAGGAAAGUUUGUCGACGCCGCUGCCCUGAGAGCCCUGGAAGGGGAACCUAGUUCAGCAUCAGUCGGGAACUGGAACUGGUUGAAGAAGGGAAGUGGGAAGACUCCUGAGCCAGCGAUAGAAAUACGGAAAGAUCGAAAUAAGGACCAGCAGUUGUCACCAGAGGACAGGCCCAUCGUCAUUGGAAUCUCGCUGGAAUCGUCAGAUGUGGAAGGGCAGGAGAUUAGCCCUCAAACUGCGCUGACUGACGACUCGAGAGCUCCGUUUCCUGCGCCCGAGCUGAACAAUCACCAUGCCCCCCAAGCGGCCAAGGUUGGAGUUCAGGGACACAAAUCCGUCUGGUCCCCUGAUACGCCAAACACCUCAUACUCGUUUGGAUCGAACAAUGUGGCAUCUAGCCUGUACUCGCAAUUCAUCAUGCCAAAUCAGACUCCCAAAGAACAGGCCCGCCCCCCGGUUCCGGCACUGCCUUCGAAUUACAAGAAGGCCGCGCACCAAAGGGUUUCGAGCCUUGACCUAGGGAAAAGUCGACAAGGGGAUGAUGAAAGUGGCACACCAUGCACUCUCUUCGAAGAAGAUGGGGUUCCAAGCCCACAGAGGCAACCCAAGUCCAAGGAAUUUGGUGCCAGCCCUGAUAGUGCCAGUUCAAGAUCACACGGUUGGUGGGAUCAUGUCGUUACACCCUUUGUUGACAAGAAAAUGUCCUUUUCAAGUCGAAAGUACAAAGCUGAAUCUCCAAAGUCACCCAAAUCCCCCAAGUUUCACAAAGAAAUGUCCAGGGAUGGGUCAUGGGAAAACCUCGAUGUCAAGGAAGAGUCUCGAUCAAGACCAUCUCCAAACGUUGCUCCGGCACCAGUAAAAGCACCGAUUGUUCGAACACCAACACCACGCCGAACAUCACCACCACAGUCUGAUACAAUACAUGCAGAGAACCCUCAAAGUCUCUUGACAAAGACACAAAUGUCUGCUGCAGGGCCGAGCAUGAGACAGACACCGCGAAUUGUCAUUAGUCGCGACAGCCCAUGCCCAUCAGAUAUUCCACCACCUUACUCACCACCCAAGAAGAAGCAAGAUGGCAAGCCCAUUAGAUAUCGAGCCGUCUUCCCACCUGGACACCCGCUCCAUUCUCAAUUUCCUCCUACCCCGAGACCGGCUUCUCCGGGGCUAGCCGGCACAAUGACUUCCCAGAGAGGACACCAAAAAGAGAACCUGAACCACGCCUCUGCUGUGCCCACGACGCAAACACAGCCGAUUACUACUGAGCCCCUUCCCGUGCGAGCAGUGGGGACAUUCGUGACUCAAGAACACGCAUACUCUGCCGCAGGCAGCGGACACAAAGUCGAGCGGCGGCGGCGGCGACAUGAAAAAGAGGAUAUCAUUGCUCGCCGCGCCGGUGGAUUCUGGAGAGGACGUGGCUGCAUCUCGUCAAGGGGCUGUUUCGGACGCACGGGUCGUGAAGGCCGCAAGAGAAGACGGGUCUGGAUGGCAAUCUGGGCCGGCGUCGUUGCCUUGAUCCUUCUCAUCAUCUUGUUGGCAGUGCUGCUCACACGCAACCACACCCCAGCAGAGGCACCGUCUAUCUGGGUCAACUUGACGGACUUCCCGCCCAUGCCCACAGGAGUCUUGACUGUUGUGGGACCGGAUAAUACCGCUGCUAGAUCUGUUUGUACUGAACCAUCUACGCUCUGGAGCUGCUCUCUACCCAAGGAUCAACAAUCAUCUGUUUUGCCAUAUAAAGCAAACCAGCCAACGCUGAUUAUGCAAAUCCAAUGGGACAACGGAACUCGUCGGUCGUGGAACGUUGCCAACGGAGAUGCACCUGCACCUUUAUCGCGCAGAGCAUUCGGAGCAGCAUCUCAUGCCCUGAGUGUCGUAAGGCGUGAUCCAGCACCAGCCGAGUUCUCUCCCAAUCCCGCGGCUCCAAAGUUCAGAGAAGUGUGGUUCCUCGGCGAGACAACUGACAACAUAAAGUCGGACCAGAAAGGCGGCGAGCCAGCACCCUUCUACAUCAGCCUCCUCAGGUCGACAAACGACACUGUGCCGACACCAAGUGUCUCCCGCAGAGGAGUCAGUCCCAAUAUUGGCAACACGACGUUCAAAAAUCUCAUCCCGCCUCCAGACUUGGAAAAGGACGGCACGUCCGCCCCGGCAGUCAUGAUUCCCAACCCCGUCCAGCAGCCUAUCCGUCUCUUUGACCGUGGCCUAGCCACCGAACACUACGGCUUCUACACAUACUUCAAGCGCACCAUCUUUCUCAAAUCAGUCAACAUCCAGAACAGCACGGACGACAAUAUCCCGCUGGAUGAGGACGGUGGAUGCCGCAAAACAGAAGCCUCUCAUCUCGUGACGUGGGGCGACACCCGGCUUCACGUGCAGAUUUGGACGCGAGCGCUGUCAAGCAAUACGUCCUCGUUGCUCAAACCGGAUGGCAGUAAAGGAAUUGGCGGCACAGGUGAGCUCGUUCGGCCUGGGACCAUGCCGUACCCCGUGACUAUUACGCAGGACACGCAUGGCGGAGAUCCGGAUAAGAAGCUCGUCUGGGAUCGUCCCAUUGACGAUCGACUGCAGGUUGCGACGACGGAGGCGCAGGCGCUAGUCAAUGACAUGGGGAAUGGGGGAACGUGGGUCAAUAAGAGGGGGACUGGGGAUGCCAAGUUUGGAGGGUUUGAUGGAGGCAGCGGAGGAUCCACUAAUAGGAAAAUUGCUUUGAUUCAAGCCGAGUUCCCCACCACGGCCCGAACAGCUGCCACUCUGAAAAGAAGUCGCCUCCAGAAGCGAACCCUGCUCAGCCUCGCCAUCGAAUCGUCAUGCGAUGACACGGCCGUCGCCGUCCUCUCGCAUGCACCGCCCUCCACAACGCUUCUCUUCAACGAGCGCAUCUCCUCCGAUAACCGCGCCUUCAAGGGCGUGCACCCCGUCAUAAGCGUCCAAGGCCACAACUCGUCCCUCGCGCCGCUCGUCCAGAAGGCGCUCCAGUACCUCCCCGAUGCCUCGCCCUCCACCCCAUCCAUACGGAUCCCCUCCGACGACGGGGCGCUCCUGAUGAAGCAACGGCCAGACUUUGUGUCCGUGACAAGGGGGCCCGGGAUCAUGGCCAAUCUAGCCGUGGGAUUGAACAUGGCCAAGGGCCUGGCAGUCGGAUGGGACGUGCCGCUCGUGGCGGUCCAUCACAUGCAGGCUCAUGCCAUGACGCCCCGGCUCGUGAGGGCGUUGGAGACCGACGCCGGGGGGUGCAGGGACAGUCGCGGCCCCGAAUUCCCGUUUUUGUCGCUCCUCGUUUCCGGCGGGCACACGCAGCUCGUCCACUCGACGGGACUGACGGGGCACCGCAUCGUCGCGACGACGGGGGACAUCGCCAUCGGCAACCUCCUCGACCAGACCGCCCGCGUCAUCCUCCCCGCCCAUGUCCUCCACGCCAGCCCAGACGUCAUGUACGGCCGGCUCCUCGAGUCGUUCGCCUUCCCCAACAGCCCGCCCCACGAGCAAUACUCCUUCUUCGAACCGGCUGCGUCCCGCUCCGACGAGAUCGACACCCUCCCUACAGGAUACGCCUGGGACAUCCCGCUUCCCUUCCGCAACACACGCCGCCUCGCAUACUCCUUCUCCAGCAUCCACACGCGGGUCCAUCGCAUCGCCGCCUCCAAUCCCACCAUGUCUCUCGACGAGCGCCGCUCCUUGGCCAGGCACACCAUGCGCGCUGCCUUCCAGCACCUGUGUUCACGGCUUGUCGUCGCUCUUGAAGACAGACCCGAGCUGCGACCAGCUGCAAGGACAAUCGUCGUCUCGGGCGGCGUUGCUUCAAACAAGUUCCUGAUGCAUGUUUUGAAAGAAACCCUUCGCGUCAGGGGGUAUCCGGACACGGAAAUCAUAGCCCCGCCGGUCAAGUUCUGCACGGAUAAUGCCGCCAUGAUUGCGUGGACGGGGAUGGAGAUGUUUGAGAGGGGGUGGUGUUCGGAUUUGGGUGUCUUGCCGGUGGGAAAGUGGCCCAUGGAGAUGGACGGUGGUGACGGAGAUGGGAUAUUGGGUGUCGGGGGUUGGAUAAAGAAGGGGGGCACACAGUAA